This is a messenger RNA of Dichotomopilus funicola, 1767 nucleotides long. RefSeq names its product cytochrome P450. Gene Ontology annotation, molecular function: iron ion binding; monooxygenase activity; heme binding. NCBI's taxonomy places the organism in Eukaryota, Fungi, Ascomycota, Sordariomycetes, Sordariales, Chaetomiaceae. The transcript has 3 exons. The record is from RefSeq and is a predicted model, not a curated record. The coding region runs from base 1 to 1767 and encodes 588 amino acids.
AUGACAAUGCAAAAGGGGUGUGGGGUCUCCAUCCUGGGCCUCAGCCUCUGGCGCCUCUAUGUCGCCCUACUUCCCAAGCCCAUCGCCGGUAUCCCCUACAAUCAUGCGUCCGCCCGCUCACUCCUCGGCGAUAUCCCCGGCUUCAUGCUCGCGGCAUGGCGCACCCGCGAGCCCAUCACCUGGCUCUUAUCGCAGGCACGCGCCACGGGGUCUCCCAUCUCGCAGAUCUUUCUCGCCCCGUUCGGCGGCCGGCCCUUUGUGACGAUCACUGACUUCCGCGAGACCCAAGACAUCCUCGUCCGCCGCGGCAAGGAGUUCGACCGAUCCUCGGUCCUGACCGACACCCUGGGCGUGGCGCUACCGCACCACCACAUCGUGCGCAAGACGGACGCCGUCUGGCGCUCGCAGAGACGGUUGCUGCAGGAUCUGAUGCUGCCCAAGUUCCUGCACGGCAUCGCGGCGCCCAACAUCUACGCGAGCGUGGACCAGCUGGUGCAGCUGUGGGGGUCCAAGACGGAGAUUGCGAGCGGGAGGCCGUUCAGUCCCGAGCGGGAUAUCUACUAUGCCGCGCUGGAUGCUGUACUGGAGUUUGGCUUCGGGCGCAACUUUACCCACCGAGCAACGCAGCCGCAGCUGGACGCCAUGUUGAAGUUGGGUCCGGAGGAGGUGCAGAAGCUGCGGGGAGAAGAGGCCGGCAGCGCAGAUACGCCAGUGGAGUUUGUGAACGCGCCACUGCACGAGACCAUAGUUGCAAUCUUGGAUUCGGGAGACAUCGUCGAGGCGCUUCAAUCCUCGCCGUUCCCUCGCCUAGGGUUGUGGUUCCAAAAAACGUUCACGAAUUUUAACAAGACCUGGAAUACCAAGAAUCAGUUCCUUGAGGAUGAAAUUCGAAAGGCUGUGGACCGCAUGGAGAAGCAGGACGGUGAAGCCAGCGACGAGAGUUGGGUCAUGUCGGCCGUCGACCACAUCGUCCACCGAGAACGAGGGUUUGCCGAGAAGGAAGGGCGAAAGGCUGAUUACUGGACACCCGUCAUCAGGGACGAGGUCUUCGGCUUCGUUAUCGCCGGCCACGAAACCGUGAGCACCACCAUGCUCUGGGGUCUGAAGCUCCUUGGCGACAACCAGGACGCACAGUCCACUCUUCGCAUGGCCCUCCAAUCCGCCCACAGCGCCGCCAUGGCAGAGAAGCGCAAUCCCUCGGCGAUGGAGAUUGCCCACACGAAUAUUCCCUAUCUUGAUGCCGCCAUCGAGGAGAUCCUGCGUUGCGGUCCCACCGUCCCCGGCGCCAUGCGUGAGUGCAUGGUGGACACUGUCAUCCUCGGCCACCGGAUCCCCAAGGGCACCCAAGUUUUCCUCUUCAACCAAGGCGCGUCCUUCAGGGAACCCACCCUUGCCGUUGACGAGAAAGACCGAAGCCCAUCUUGCCAAGCCUCGGCAAAGGAGAGAGGCGUCAGGGAGUGGGAUCCCGAGAACAUGGACGCCUUCCGCCCGGAACGGUGGCUGGUUCAGGCUGACGGGUCCUCGGGUGAAAGAGACGGAUUGGUCUUUGACUCGGCGGCCGGUCCGACUAUGCCAUUUAGUUUGGGCCUCAGGGCCUGCUGGGGGCGUCGGCUGGCUUACUUGGAGAUGCGCAUCAUGGUGACUAUGCUGGUCUGGAACUUCGAACUACUGCCGUGCCCACCGGAGCUGUCCGACUACGCGGCUGUAGAUGCGAUGACACAUAAGCCGCAGCGGGCCUUUGUUAGGUUGCAGCCCGUCAAACACUAG